Molecule: messenger RNA, 2418 nt
Organism: Cydia fagiglandana
Lineage: Eukaryota; Metazoa; Arthropoda; Insecta; Lepidoptera; Tortricidae
Product: pentatricopeptide repeat-containing protein 2, mitochondrial-like
Exons: 9
Coding region: 53-1195 (380 amino acids)
Biological process (GO): mitochondrion organization; regulation of mRNA processing; multicellular organism development
Cellular component (GO): mitochondrion
Molecular function (GO): protein binding; RNA binding
Source: RefSeq, a predicted model, not a curated record
UCUAACCUAAAAGUUCAAACAUUCGUAAUCUUAUUAAAAUUGUAAAGUUAAAAUGUCUCAGUUAAUAAAUACUUUCUUAAGGAAUCCUCUCCUAAAGAGUGUAAGAUUACAUGUGCCAUGCCGGAUGAUCCAGUUUACUCCAGUCCAACAACUGUACGCGCCAGCAGCCCUAGGAAUCGAUGGCUACCUUCAUGCCAGGAGGAGAAUCAAGGAACAAUUCGCAAACUUUACCGAUAAAUUCAGGACAAAGAUGACAGAGUUUGUGGGCGACACCAAGAACAUGGUGUUUACAGAGGAUCUGAAGAAUAUGGUGCAUAUUGCUGAGCCUUCAGAUUUGGAAUUGUGUCUUAAAAUGAUUAAAAAAUUCAACACACAAAGUUCCGAGUAUCGAUUUGGAUCCUUUGUGUUUGGGCCUGUGGUAAUGAGGAUGUUCCAUUUUCUGGAUGCACCUAAUGAAGCUUUAAAGUGUUUUGAAGACCCAGAAAAUGGUGGUUUUUUCGACCAACUAGUCACAUACCAGAUACUAUUGGACCUGUUAUACAGCCACCAGAUGUAUGAUGACAUGUACAGGGUGUUUGAGAGAGUGAAAGAACGCCAGAUUAACAUGUCCAAGUAUCCAAAGUAUCCAGUAGUUUUAAUUCUUGCAGCUUGUUAUAAACAGAAUACACCACAAAGUAUGGAAUAUGCGUCAAAGUUAUGGUCCGAGAUGAGCAAAACAGGCACUGUUCCACUAAGAAGAGCAUGCACAUUCUUUGCUGCAUUGGCCCUUAAGCAGGGCGCCCCCCACAUAGCACUAGAGUCGAUAUCGUCACAGAAACAACAUUAUGUCACAAUUCGAAACAUCAAGGCAACAGCGUUAGCGGCCAUGGGCAGAGUUGAUGACACAUUACCAGUGCUUCGAGCUGUACUGGACAUAGACUCGCCGCAGCAGAAGGACAAACACACAUUCUUCGAAGAAACUAUAUCAAAAGUAAAGGAGGCAGUGGAGAAGAGCGAGAACAAAGACCUGAAGAAGGAGUUCGACGAUAUCCACAAAGCGUUGGUUGAUCGGCAAUUAAUAGAUUCGAAACAGACGCUGGAUAUGCUGCUGAACGCCGAGAUCACGGGGGUGAAGAAGACAGACGGCCCCGGCAGCGGCAUGCCUUCAUACAAAAAGCAAAUGCCCUACGGACUGAGGCAGAAGAGGCGUAGCUAAUAUAAUAAAGUCGAUAUUAUUACACUUGAAUGCAUCUUGUCUGACACAUCCUUUACAGUGUGACAUAAAAUAGUGGAAUAUAAAUGAGGGCGCCACUUUCUACGUAACUGUCACAUUUUUGACGUAAAAUUCUUAACCCUUAAUGUCAGUUUUACUCUUCGAAUAUAGAACAUGUUUGAAGUGCCGUAUGUGGGAAAUAUAUAUCCCUUAGCCUGGUUAAGGGGUAAACAUGGCAACAAUUUGGUGUGGAAUUUUUUCACUUAAAUUUUAUUAAAUUUUUACUAUUUUAUGCCGCACUGUACCGUUAGGUAGAUAUUUGAACGGAUUAUUUUGUUGUAACUGUCCUCAAGUAAUUUCAACAGCAGAGCGAUUGGCGCUUACAUAAAAGCACCGCAGUUGUAUUGAAGUAUCGUAAUUUACACGUUCAGUGCGGGAUGGGGUCGAUAGAUCCGAUGCAAAGUAUGCUUAAUUACAAGUUACACUAAUUGCUGCAGCGACGGUGUUAAAAAUGACGUAAACACUAAUCAGUCCAUUUUUUAUAUGGAGUGAACAUUGACUUUUAUAUUAAUUCGUAAAGACGUGCCUUACGGGCACUACGAAUGGUGUCAGAACAGCGGUGUCACGUACACGAAUUCGAGCCAAUCGUCCAGGGCUAUAACCGCGAAAAUCGAAGUUCGCAAAUUGCGGGCAUUUUUCUCUAUCACUCUAAUUACGCCUUCAUUGGAGUAAAAGAGAAAGAUCCCCGCAAUUUGCGAAUUUCGGUUUUCGCGGUAGCCGGCCCUCAGUCCCCCGUCCCGUCCCUGAAGUCAAAGGUAGUGAAUGAAUUAGUUAGUCAUUCAUUUGUUAAAUUCUGUAAUAUUUGUAAUUAUGCAAUAUAAUGUAAUUUGUGAGUAAUUAAAUAGGAAUUGAUAGAUACCUGUCAAAAAACCGUUCCAAAAUAUUUUCUUUACCGUGCUUUCGUGAUUUAAUUUGUUAUAAAAGUGUAGGUACUUUUUCAAAUGGCGUUUUCGAACUUUGAGGUUAGAAUACAGCGAAAACUAGUGAAAACUGUAUCAAUUACUCGUAAUCCACACUGUAAAACACUAUACGUAGGCAAUCUACAUUGCAAUAAACUAAAACGACCAUAAUUUGUAAAAAAAGUCCAUGUAAGUGAUGUUACUGAUGUUUUAGUAGAUAUUCAUAUAAAAAUAGUAAUUAACAAAUAAAUAAAUUGAUAAACAAAA